Salvia splendens (bonfire salvia) is the source of this 1381-nucleotide messenger RNA. It is a transcript of the gene NTL, whose product is annotated as NTF2-like protein. The transcript is spliced from 2 exons. Gene Ontology annotation, biological process: nucleocytoplasmic transport. The record is from RefSeq and is a predicted model, not a curated record. The coding region runs from base 960 to 1337 and encodes 125 amino acids. Lineage: Eukaryota; Viridiplantae; Streptophyta; Magnoliopsida; Lamiales; Lamiaceae.
AAUGAAUGAAUUGCGGCCUUAAAAGUAGACUGCUGAGUUUACUAUCUAUCUUAUGCUCAUUCCAUCAAUAGGAUUCACAUCAAUGUUUACUGUCCAUCGUGUGCUCCUUCCAUCAAUAGGAUUCACAACCUAGUUUGUAGAAUGUUCUCAUACGCAUACACCAUUAGUAGGGCUCGUAACAAGUUUCCAGAAAUAUAGUAUUGUUGUCUUCUAUUUAUUCAUCUAGGCUAGUCCAGGAUUGGUUAUGCAACUUAUGUUAAACUUUGUUAAUUUGCAGUGCUAGUACUUGUGAUACUUACAUGUUUGAGAGUAAAAUUACUUGCAUAGAUUUUGAGUUAUCUCAGUUCAUUCAAGUGCCACUUUGAUAGCAAUGAAGAGAGUUGAUGCUUCCAAAUACCCUAAACUCGUAGAUUUGUAGUUAUGGAGGGGGUGUUCAUGAGGUUCUUUCUCUAGUGGCAUGAAUUCUUAUGUAUCCUGUGACAAUGGCACAGAUUUCUUAUUUGGAGGAACAAAAUUCUCUUUCUCAAUUCGAGGUUAUAGGUCUAGUGACUCGAAUUCUUCUUUGUCUUCUUUUUGCACUCUUCCUUCUGUGGUGACCGAAGUUUGAAAACAUCGCAUAAGUAUGCCGUGAAUGUUGCUGUAGUAGUGUAUGAAUGCUCUGCUGAGUGAUGAUCAUUAUGAGUAUCUCAGUUUCGAAACAGUACUUUCUUCCUUUCUUUUUUGCAUUCAACCCAAGGCUAUUCAUAGGGAGAAUAUAUAUCUCGAGUCCAAAUCAAACUUGGACCCUCACAAUCUCACUUAAAAAGUAGACAUAAAUAAGGAUUCAACAAAAAGUCUCAUAGCAGAGCAUGCAUAUCUAAAAAUUCUUUGCUUAAGCAGCAGCAGCAAGAUUCCCUAUAGAUAUAAAUCACAAUUACCCCUUCCUACUUCUGGCACACUUAGUUGCAAAUAGUUGGGAUAUGGAAGAACAAGCCGAACUUGUCGGAUUAGCCUUCAUGGAGCACUACUACCACCUGUUCGACCACGACUGGGCCGCCCUCGUCUUGCUCUACAAUCCGACGUCUAUGCUCACGUUCGAGGGGCAGAGGAUACAAGGGGCUGAUCACAUCUCGGCUAAGAUCAACCAGCUACCGUUUGAUCAAUGCCGCCAAGCAAUCAGCACUGUUGAUUGCCAGCCGUCAGCCGUUGCCGGUGGUGUCGUCGUCUUUGUCAGUGGCAGUCUUCAGCUGCAGGGGGAGGAGCAUUCCUUGAGGUUUAGCCAGAUGUUUCACCUGAUUCCGACGGGAGAAGGUGGCUAUUUCGUGCAGAACGAUAUGUUUCGACUAAACUAUGGUUGAUUUCUACACUUUGGAGUUGUUAUGAACUUACAUUUUAUUUCACA